CCUUUUACAUUGUCCACCAAGACCUGUUGAAUCUGGCAGCUCUACCCUUCCAGACAUUCAGUAGUGGUGUCCAGUCCCUUCUUUUUCAGACUAGUGUUAAUCUCCAUCCCUUCAGUACUAUUUUAGUCAAUAAAGGGCUUUAGCCAAAUAAAGUCAGGACUCGGUGAAGAACAGAUCUUGUCUUUGUCUCUGAAUAACCCGGGAGUAAAGAAAGGACCAGAGGGGUAAAAGAAAGCUUGAAGAGUUUCACUAAGCCAAAAUGUCAUCUGAAUUGGAGACACCAUCAGAGGGAGUGGAUGAAUCUGAAAAAAGAGGCUAUGAAGAACCCGAAUGGAAAAACCAUGCAAAACAAACAGAUCUUUCUGAGCUUCUAAAGGAUGGGACCAAGGAGUCUCAUGACCGUGCUGAGAAUACCCAGUUUGUCAAAGAUUUCUUGAAAGGCCAUAUCAAGAAGGAUCUCUUCAAGCUAGCUACCACUGCACUUUAUUUCACAUACUCGGCUCUGGAAGAAGAGAUGGACCGCAACAAGAGUCACCCAGCCUUUGCUCCCUUGUAUUUCCCUACGGAGCUACACCGUAAAGAAGCACUGACCAAGGACAUGGAGUAUUUCUUUGGUGAGGAUUGGCGGGAGAAAGUGAAGUGUUCGGAGGCUACUCAGCACUAUGUAGACCGCAUCCAUUAUGUGGGGCAGCACGAGCCUGAGCUCCUUGUGGCCCAUGCCUACACCCGGUACAUGGGGGACCUCUCUGGGGGCCAGGUACUGAAGAAGGUGGCCCAGCGGAUGCUGAAGCUGCCAAGCACAGGAGAAGGGACCCAGUUUUACCUGUUUGAGAAUAUAGACAAUGCCCAGCAGUUCAAGCAGUUUUAUCGGGCCAGGAUGAAUGCCCUGGACCUGGAUCUGAAGAUCAAGGAGAAAAUCGUCGAGGAGGCUAACAAGGCCUUUGAGUACAACAUGCAGAUUUUCAAUGAAUUGGAUAAGGCUGGUUCUUUGCUGGCCAAAGAAUCCCAGGAUGGAGAGCUCCCAAUACAUGAUGGGAAAGGAGAUGUCCGCAAGUGCCCGUACUAUGCUGCUCAACAAGGUAAAGGUGCCCAUGAGGGUAGUGCUUGCCCCUUCAAAAAUGUCAUGGUCGUAUUGAGGCAGCCCAACCUUCAACUCGUCCUCGCUGCUGUUGUGGCCCUGGCUUCUGGACUGAUGGCUUGGUACUUCAUGUGAAGGAGCAACCCAGGACCCUGGUACCCUCCAGGAAUGAUCUCACUCAAUUUACCCCUACCCUAAUCCUGCUGACUAAACCACCUCCUCAGGUGACUUUUUUUUUUUUUUUUUUUUGGUUAAAAAAAGCUGGGUUUGAGAAAACAAGCAACCAAUAAAACCAGACACUAAAGUUAACACCCAAUGGAUUGCUCUCUGCAAUAUGAUUUUGUAAUCCAAAUAUUAAGGGGGGUGGGGAUGGUUUAGAGUCAUGGAUCCUCCUCAGCAAUAUAAACUCAGAGGAAGACGCAAACCCAGAACUUAGUGAUACAGCUUAAAUCCAAAACCGUCUAUGCAGUGGAGCAAUUUCCCUCAGCCUCUUGGAAUGAGCCCUUAAGGGCUCUACCUUGUACUUAAAGAGUUCUCUUCUUUCCUCUCAUCUCUCAUCACUCAGGUUUGUGUUGAUCACUUUCAGUGAAUGAGAUGCUUCAUUCAAAACAAUGGUUAACAUGUAGGGUUGGAAAGAGGGAGAGAGAAAAAGAAUAAAGCUGCUAUAUUGUGUCCACCACACCAAAGGCAGGGGGACAAAUAGCCCUGGGAGGAAAAUGGCCUGUGUUUCUGGACUUGGGAACCAGGCUUCUACCCUAGACUUUGAGGAAGUUUCAUUUUGACUACUUCCUUCAGCAGACCAAUCCUUACUGUCUCUUAUGGACAGAACCACAGAAGCAAAGAGUUAGGCUUCUCAUGUAACCAACGUAAAUGCUAAAGCAUCCAAUAAAAUUUAUACUU
Sarcophilus harrisii (Tasmanian devil) is the source of this 1978-nucleotide messenger RNA. It is a transcript of the gene HMOX2, whose product is annotated as heme oxygenase 2. The coding region runs from base 260 to 1213 and encodes 317 amino acids. Lineage: Eukaryota; Metazoa; Chordata; Mammalia; Dasyuromorphia; Dasyuridae. The transcript has 6 exons. Gene Ontology annotation, molecular function: heme binding; heme oxygenase (decyclizing) activity. Gene Ontology annotation, biological process: heme oxidation; response to oxidative stress; heme catabolic process. The record is from RefSeq and is a predicted model, not a curated record.